Molecule: messenger RNA, 1433 nt
Organism: Podospora bellae-mahoneyi
Lineage: Eukaryota; Fungi; Ascomycota; Sordariomycetes; Sordariales; Podosporaceae
Exons: 2
Coding region: 1-762 (253 amino acids)
Molecular function (GO): oxidoreductase activity, acting on the CH-OH group of donors, NAD or NADP as acceptor
Source: RefSeq, a predicted model, not a curated record
AUGUCACCACCCACCAACUUCCUCAUCACUGGCGGCAACCGUGGUCUUGGUCUCGGCCUCGUCAAGAAAUACCUCCAGCUCCCGAACCAUAAUGUCAUCGCCUUCGUCCGCAAUCCCUCCUCCCCCAGCUCCCAAGCCUUGAAGACCCUGAAAAGGGACUCGUCCACCAACGUCAUUCUCAUCCCAUACGACGCCUCGGUGUGGGACUCCGCCGCCGAGGCAGUCAAAAUUCUCGUCAACGACCACAAAAUAACCUACCUCAACACCGUCAUCGCCAACGCCGGCAUCGCGAAGAUCUACCCCCUCAUCAAGGACGUCAACCCCGCCGACAUCAGGGAGCACUUUGAGGUUAACGUUCUCGGCCCUGUCUCCCUGUUCCAAGCCACUCGGGAGUUGCUCCUCGCUGCUAAGGAAACAACCCCGGAGAAGAAACCGAUCUAUGCGUUCAUGGGGUCAGGAGCAGGGUUGUUGGAGGGUGGAUUGGCUGUCCCGAGCGCGGCGUAUGCGCCGACGAAGACGAUGUUGAACUGGUACGGGAUGAAACUUCAUCAGGAGGAGGAGUGGUUGGUUACUUUUAUUAUUGACCCGGGGUGGGUAAGGACUGAUAUGGGGAAUUUUGGUGCGCGUUCUUUUGGGCUGGAGCAGGCGAAUUUGGAGAUUGAGGAGUCGGUUGAUGGGGUUUUUGGGGUGGUGAAUGGGGCGACGAGGGAGAGGGAGGGGGGUAGGUUGGUGGAGUAUACGGGGAGGAUUGAGGGGUGGUAAAGGGAGAGGAUAUAUUGAUGGAAUUGUCUCUAUGAAUGUCAAACUCAUGACCCCAUCACAUGCUUGGUUUUCUUCUUUGUGCUGCUGAAUGAUUUGACCAAGCCAUUGACGUGUUUCACCGCUCGGUGUCUGGAUUGACGAGGUCCUGGAGUUAUUGCGCCCUUUAAGUCGUCGGAUUGGAUGUCAGACUGGAUGUCCGUAGUCGGCUGAGUCUUGGGAAUGGUAUCGGUUGGCAGCGAGUGGCUCUUUCUCUAACACUGAUUCCACUCUCGUCUGGCCGGCCUCCUCUGCCUUUCGCGACUGCUCUUCUUUGCUGGCCUGUUCAGCCUUCUUGUUCUUUUCUUCUUAGACUCCGGUGCCCUCUCUGCCUCCAUCUCGAUGAUCAGCGCUGAAUGCUGAGGGGCGGAAAGAGCGUGUUUGGGUUCAGGACAUGGUGACAAAAGCUAUCAGAAAGGAGGAUGGGACUUGGUUGGCGGGGGUGGGGGGUGGCGCGUACAUGGCCAGAAAGGGGGCCGGAGGUCGUGGGGAGAGGAUUCUGAGCAGUUCAUCAACUAGGGAUGUCGUGGACAGGAUUCAUGGUGCUGCAAGUCAGUUAUAGGCAUGAUAAAUAUUAACUUAUGUCAUUUGGAAAAGCCAAUAGGCAUCUUCACUCUCUUUUCAGGGCCCCUAAC